GCGUUUCAAUUCUUCAAGUGCCGUGUUCGCGUUCGGACGUAACCCGCUCUGUCGAUCGUAGUGCUUUGCGCUUUUCUCACCAUCCAGCCAGCUGUCCAAACUAUCCCGCGUGUGUCCCGUUGUCUGCUGUCCGCCGUUCCCCCUUUCACGGCACCUCUCGUUAAACGCCCAAACAAAGCCCGCGCUCGGAUUAAUCAAACUCCCCGUUCGUUCGUUCGUUGUGCAUCACCGAAAUCAUCAUGUCGACGCAUCGUGCACCGAAAUCCGGAUUCGCCGCCGAAGCUCAGCGAAAGAUCAACUCAAAGUACAGCGAGGAGCUGGCCGCCGAAUGUCUCGAAUGGAUCAAGGAGGUAACCGGCGAGCCGAUCAACACGUCCGGCGAUAUGGACAACUUCUUCGAGGUGCUGAAGGACGGCACCGUCCUGUGCACGCUGGCGAACGCGAUCGAGGCCGGCACGGUGAAGAAGGUCAACACGAGCAAGAUGGCGUUCAAGUGCAUGGAGAACAUCUCCGCGUUCCUGGAGGCGGCCAAGAAGUUUGGCGUACCGCCGCAGGAAACCUUCCAGAGUGUGGAUCUGUGGGAGCGCCAGAAUCUCAACUCGGUCGUCAUCUGCAUCCAGUCGCUCGGUCGUAAGGCGGGCAAGUACGGCAAACCGUCGAUCGGACCGAAGGAGGCGGACAAGAACGAGCGUCAGUUUAGUGACGAGCAGCUGCGGGCGGGCCAGACCGUGAUCUCGUUGCAGUACGGCUCGAACAAGGGAGCUACCCAGAGCGGCAUCAACUUUGGCAACACCAGACACAUGUAAGCGUGCGCCGGUGCGACGGGACCACGCGUGUUUCCUAGCUUUUUAAGAACUCAGUAAGAGCGGAACGCGGAAGAGAGAGAGAGAGAGAGAGAGAGAGAGAGAGAGAGAGAGAGAGUAGUGUAAGCAGCAGCAUGUGUAGCAAUCCGCCAGCCGUCGCCAACAAUAACACAGUACUCUAAUGGUGCAUACACGACCCGCGAAAAGCCGAUCACGAAAUUUGACAGCCAGAAAGUGCAUUUUGCCGUAGAAGAGGAGGACCCAACACAACUUCGAGACUAACGUACCUUUUUACACGAUUCGAAAUCACACGAUAGCGCCUUAGAAAUCGAAGACUUUAACCCUUCUGUCUUAUGUAGAGAGAUGUAGUUAGAUGUUUCCUGAUUGGAAGGCGACACACACGUGCUGCGUAGCGUAUUUACCAUUUGGCCGUGUGUAGUAGUGGCAGACUUCCAGCAGGAUAUUUUUACCUUACCGGGGGAAGGUAUGUUGCAAACUCCAUAUAGUCAAACGUUAUAGCAUUCCAAACACCACGACCCGCGCGGGGCGCUGUUUAGGACGCCUUUCCGGGUGCGGCAACGACACCAGAAACAUUGCAAUUAUAGGCCACUGUUAUACACAUUCCGUAGCGAGUUUAGACAAGUUGAUACCAGACACACAAUCCAAUGCAGGUUAGCCACAUGUUUAGCCUUUAAGCAUAUUGUUAGCGGGAAUCGCCGUUAGGACAGGAGAGACACAGCCAACACUCCAUUAACGGAAGGAAGGCAUUAUACCCACAGACCCAGACCCAAACCCUUACUGUGCUCGGUAGAAAGCCGUUUGCCAUUCUUCGGGGGACAAAGUCGAGGAUUUCGGUAUGACCGACACACAGAACGAACAAAAUGGUGCAACCAGAUCCAACCAAGCUUUGGGCUUCCGGCGUGCGCCGUACGCAACUCGCGCCACUCUAAAGUGGAGCGGAGAAAUUGUGCGUACGGCAUUCGUUUUUCUUUUUUUUUUUAUUUGCUUUGCUCCUUUUGCAUCGCUAAACUGAGCAUUGAUUUGCUGCAAUGCGUGCUAUAUUUCGUGUUUUGUUUUUGUUUUCUGUUUUUGUCUUCUGAGAUCAUUUACCAACACGCACCAACACGCAACGCGAUGGUCGUAAAUUAUUGACAGUAUAAGCAUAAAAUAUGUACGUGUUUUGUUUAAUGUGUAAUUUGUAAAACGGAUAAGUUAUUGCCCUAAUAAAAAUCGGAACCUUAAGGACACUUUA
This is a messenger RNA of Anopheles stephensi (Asian malaria mosquito), 2055 nucleotides long. RefSeq names its product myophilin (gene Chd64). NCBI's taxonomy places the organism in Eukaryota, Metazoa, Arthropoda, Insecta, Diptera, Culicidae. The coding region runs from base 240 to 806 and encodes 188 amino acids. The transcript has 2 exons. Gene Ontology annotation, molecular function: protein binding. The record is from RefSeq and is a predicted model, not a curated record.